This is a messenger RNA of Colletotrichum orchidophilum, 834 nucleotides long. RefSeq lists its product as uncharacterized. The record is from RefSeq and is a predicted model, not a curated record. The transcript is spliced from 2 exons. NCBI's taxonomy places the organism in Eukaryota, Fungi, Ascomycota, Sordariomycetes, Glomerellales, Glomerellaceae. The coding region runs from base 1 to 834 and encodes 277 amino acids.
AUGAAGACCGACGCGGCCGCAAACGACGAAGCCUGCUGUACUUGUGCGAAGCUCCUCCGCUCCGUUCCCCGGUACAGCACCGCCACCGAGAAGCCUCUCCCGGACGACAGGCGGCUCGGGUGUUGCGCUCGUGUAAUCUGCGGAAGCUGUAUCCAUGAUAACUCCCGGUUCGCAUCCUACUGCCCGUACUGCCAGACGUCCUCGGCACCCUCGACGCUACCCCCGAACCUCAAGGACCCGCCGUCGUACACCUCCUCCCAACCAACCCACCACCUCUCCUCCGGCGCCUCGGCGGCCCCGCCCCCGCCGUACUCGUACUCCUCAACCGACGCCGGCGCCGACGCAUCCCUCGACGAGAAAAGCGCAUCCUCGCCCUCGACCGCGACGCCGCCCGAGGACACCCUGCACUUCCUGAACCACGACCACGACACAAUCGCCUCGCUCUCCCUCCGCUACGGCGUGCCCGCGGCCGUUCUCCGACGCGCAAACAACAUCACCAGCGACCACCUCCUCCAGGGCCGCCGCACGGUGCUCAUCCCGGGCGAGUACUACGCCGCCGGCGUCAGCCUCUCCCCGCGGCCGAUCGAGGGCGAAGAGGAGGAGCUUCGCAAGAGCCGCAUCCGGCGGUUCAUGACGGGGUGCAAGGUAUCCGACUACGACGUCGCCGUGCUGUACCUCGAGCAGGUCGGCUACGACCUCGCCGCGGCGAUGGAGGCAUACGCCGACGACGAGGCGUGGGAGAAGAGCCACCCCGUCCAGGACGGCGGGGGUAAGAAGAAGACCAAAGCUGCGCCGCCGCGCAAUCGGGGACCCUUUUGGAGAGGAUCUGCCUAA